This is a messenger RNA of Paramecium sonneborni, 5097 nucleotides long. The record is from the annotation of a GenBank genome assembly. Lineage: Eukaryota; Ciliophora; Oligohymenophorea; Peniculida; Parameciidae.
AUGGCAGAUUAUAAUGAAAGUUAGCAGCUUUAAUUAGAAGAUGAUUUUUGUAAAAUUUUCAACAUGGUAGGUAAAUAAUAACCAAAUAACAUAAACAUAAAUGAAUUAGAAACACUGAAUAUGAGGAGUGUAAAAUAUUUACAAAUUUCAUUAAAAUCAUUAAAUUUGAAUUCGAAAUAAUUUUAGGAUAAAUCAAUAAAAUUGAAUGUAAAAUUACCAAUGAUAAGAAAUAAUAUAAUUGAAUAUCAAAUACAUUAGACUUAUGAUAUAGGAAAAGAUGGGAAAUAGUUUAUGUUUAAUGCUUAAUUUAGAUCUAAUUUCUAAUUGACAGAAAAUAGUUUAGGACAAAUAAAUUCAGCUGUAAUUUAUUUUUAAGUAUUUUCUUUGGAUGUCGAAAUUGGUAAAGGUGAAUUUUUACUUUCUUCAAUGAUAAUAGAUAGAUUGAGAUGUUUUACUUAUAAGAUUCCAAUUUAAUAAUUAGGUUAGGUGUAAUCUAAAAACAAUAAGAAGGGAAAAAUGGAAAAGUUAAUAGAGACAGGAUAGAUUGAAUUUGAAGUGUAAUUGUAGGAUAUUGAUGCAAGAAGUUAGAAUGUAGAUUAAUCUCCAAAGAAGGAAAUUGAUAUAGAAGAGCAAGUCUAAAAGAUUUAUGAAAAGGUAACUGAAUAAAAUUAGAAGGAAAAAGAAAGAAAGAGAUAGAUGAAAUAAUAAUAAGAGGAAGAAAUGAAUUAACAGUUAAUUUCUUAGCUUUAAACAUUCUAGCUUUAUUUAAAUGUAGGAAAGUUGGUUCAUUUGAAUUAAGCUCUUUGUUAAGAGAAAAUUGAUGAUGAGUAAAUUAAUUUAUUUCUAAAAUUUAAAUCAUAUGGAACAUAAGAAAUAAAUUAAACUCCUGUCAAUUGGAAUACAUCUAAAUGGUUUAUUAAUUAUACAGUGAGAUGUCCAAUUACAAUAACAUCUUUGAAUAAAAUGGAGAAUAUUCCUUGGAUUUUAGAGUUAUGGGCUAAACAUACUUAAAACAAUUAAGAUAUUUUAGUAGGAAUAGCAAGAUUGUAAUUGGGAGCAUUGAAUGCACUAAUACUUAAUUAAAAUCCAUUGGUUGUUAUUUAAACUCUUCGAAAUAAUCUAUCUCCAUAAAUAAUAUUUGAUGAAGACAUUCCAUUUGAAGAUUUAAGAACUAAAUAAACUAUGGCUAUAAUUAAAAUUAAAUUGGCUUUUGGAACAAAUCCUUAAAUCAAUAAAUUAGUAAAUACUGAAAUCACCUAUGUUGAUGAAUCAAUUGAUGAAGAACCUGAAGACGUUCCUAUUGACAAUGUUAAUGAACCUGAGAAACAACCUGAACCUCCACAAAUAGAAUAACCUAUAGUUUAUGAGAAGAUCCCUUUAUAAGAAUGUCUUAUUACUACUCUAAAUAAAAUCAGUUAAACUAUACGUAUUUUACCUAAAGAAUAAUACAUAUUAAUUGAUGAAUUCAAUGAUAUUGUUUUGUAACUUUGUGGUUUAAAUUUUAAUAAGAGAAUGAUUACUUCACUUUCACAAUACAUUUAAUUUGAUUAAUCUACUUUAGAUUGGCAUAUAUUUUUAUAAAGCUGGUAAGCAUUCACUAGUUAUAAAAAAUAAUUGAAAUUAAAUUAUACUAAAAUAUAUGCAAAUUUUUAUCAAUAAGCUUUGAAAAUAUUCCCAAGUAUUAAUGCUUUAGAAAGAGAGUUGCCACAUGGUAAUUUUGGAUUGGUUAAUAGAUAACAACUGAAAGAAUUUUUAUUAGCAUGUAAAGGAGGAAAUAUACCUUCAGGUCCUUCUUUUUCAGCUAUUACAGUGAAUUCUGUUUUUGAAACAUUGGAAGUUAAUAGUGAUGAUUAAGUAUAAAUCUCAGAUUUAGUGGAUUAUUUAAGAUAAUUUGAAGUAUAAGGGGAAAUAUCAAAGAUAUAUGUUCCAAUAUUUUAAUUAGCUUCAAUUAUUGAAAAGAAUAUUUAAAUUUGGAUUCGUAACAACAAAUAAUAAAUGGAUGAGUACAUUAAUAAUAGGGAAUUUUAAUAGGAAUUGAGAGCUUAAAAUAUUAUGGAAAUAUUUUAAGAUUUAGGAUUAAAUUGUACCUUAUUAGAUGCAGUGACAAUUUUAAAUUAAAUUGGAGAUUACAAUAAUGUUGAAAAUUAAGAUGGAUAAAAGAUUUGUACAGAGAUUGCUUUUUGGAAAUAUAUUGAUUGGUUAUUUUAAAAUGAAAUUGUUGUAAAAGAACCUUCUAGUCCUAUAGCAGUACCAUAACCAAAAGUUAAUGGGAUUAAAAAACCAUAACCAAUUGAUUUUUAAUUUUUAGAAACACAAUUAAUAAUAGAUUUUAUUUAACUUACAUAUUUAGAGGGUGAGAAAUAUUAAUUAUAAAUUUAAUUGGAAAAUACAGGUUUAAGUGUUACAACACCUAAGACCUAAAUAUUAAAAGCGAAUUUUUAUGAAAAUGGUUAAAUUCCUCUAAAUAUGAGGGCUAUUUGUACAUUAAGUGAUAAAUUUUCUCAUGAUUUUAGAAAGACUUUACAUGAUAGAAUGGAAUUUUCAGGUUUAAGUAUAAUUCUGUUUAAAGAUAAUAAUAUAUUUAGAGGAAGUUUAGCUAGUGAAGAGAUUCUAACAAUAGAAAAUGAAAAAGAGACAUUUUUUGUAUAAUUAUUUGAUGAAGUAAAAGGAAUGGAUGCAACUUUAAUAGAAUUUAAGAUGAGUAUUAAAUAGUAAGUUAAAGAUGAAAAACCAUAGGAGAGAUGGUAACUAUUUAAUGCUGAAGGUCAUAUUCAAUAAGAGGCUUAAAUAAGUUAAGAGGAAAUUUUAAAUAUUCUGAAACCUGAAAUUAUGCAUACAUUUAGAAUUAAUAUCAAAUAAAUAAAUUGGUAUAAGAAUUUGAAGUUUAGUUCUUUAAAAGUGAAAGUAUCUCUAACUACUGAUAAGAAGAUAUUAAAAGAAGCAAUACCAUGUUUUACAAGUGAUGAUUUUAACGAUGAUUUUGAUAUCAUUGUUGAAUAUCAAGUGAAAUGUGAUUAAGUAUUAGCAACUUAAUUAUCUAAAUGUCAUUUAUAAAUCUAGCUUCUUUUGAAUUGUAAUUCAUAAAUCAAAUAAUUAAUUGGUUAUUUACCAAUAAAACCAUUAUUUGAAGAAAGCAAAGUUACAGGAGAAAUUCCAUUAGAUGAUUGUGUAACUGGAGCAUUUAUAUGUACAUUAAAUCUAGAUACUGUUUAUAGUACUGAUCAAAUAGUAGAAUAAAUUGUAUAAGUAGAUGAGAGACUGAAAUUUUAAAAAAAGAUUAUAAUUCGUAUAAUGGAAUUAAUUUUACUUGAUUACAAAAAUGAAUUAGGAGAGAUUUAUUUUAUGUUAGUAGAUCCUUUGAAUAUGUCAGAAUCUUAUGAAAUUAGACCAAAUACUCCUUCUAUAUUGAAUACUUAAGAUUGUAUUUUUAUUAUAUCUGAGAAUGAAUUAUAAAGUGAUGUUGUAGAAUUAUAAGUUAGAUCUGUAAUGUUGGGAGAAGAUAAAAUAAUAGGAAAUGUUUCUAUUUAAUUGAAAUAAUUGAAUAAUGAAGGUAUAUUUGGUGAAAGCAAUUACUUAAGGGUUGAUACAAAGGCAUCUUCUUUAGAAAUUGCUGCUAGAGUAGGAGUUAAAGUGAUUUAUGUUUGUGCUAAGGAGACAAGUAAUGAUAAUUAUUUAAAUGCUUUUCGAUAUCCAGCAAUUAAAGAAUUAGAGAAUUAAUAAAAUAUUGAAUUGUACUUGAGAAAUAAGUUAUAAUUCUCAUAUUCAGAAAUAAAUUUUUUAACAUCUUUGAUAAAAAAUGAUGUUUUCUCCACUUUAAUUUUGAAACCUCUAGAAUUAAAAGUUGAACAAUCUAUAAUUGUUGAUUUAUUGAAAGAGUUUACAUUUUAUGAUUCAAAUUAAUUAAGAUAUGUAAAUCCAAACAUUUUAGCAACAAUAUUUGGAUAUUUUAAUAUGCCAGAUUUUAGGGAUUAAUUUAUAUAAUAAAUUCAUAAAAGAAUGCCUAAUGAUUUUUAAUGUCUCGCUAAUCAAUUUGAUUAUUUAACAUUUUUAGCUCAUUUAUAAAAAUGUUUACCUAAUGUUACACCAUUAUUUAAAAUAGAUAUGUAAGGACCAAUAUAACAUGAAGUUUUAUAAGUAAUUAAAAAGAGUCCAAUUAAACAUUAAGAAGAAAAGGUGCCACAAUUUAAUUAUAAACAGUUGCAUUUUCAUUUUGAAUGUGGAAAAAAUUUAAAUGCUUUAACAAAGAGAAUUCCAAAUUCUAUACUGAAAUUUCCCUAAUUAGAUUAAGAAUCAAAAGUAUUUCAUUGUUCAGCUAAUCCAAAUUAUGAUGCAUUGAUAAGUGUGGAUGUUUAAAAAUAUUAAAAUUUAUAAGUAUAGAUAUUUGAUAAAAAAUAUUCAGUAGAUGAUAAAGAAUUUUAUAAAUAUAAUUUAAUUGGUUAAGCUACAAUAUAUUUUGAUUAGAUUAGUUAAUAAUAAUUUCCAUAAGUGAUUUAAUUAUAAUUAGAAAAUUAAGAACAUAGUUUUAAUUAAACAAGUAUAAUUCCUUAUCUUAAUAUAAAAAUUUGGACUGAUAAUGAAGAGAUAGUGCCUUAAAUUGUUAAAAAGUAGUCUCCAACAAAGACUGUAGUUUAAACAUCAAAAGAAACAGUACGUAGAUUAGUAUUUGAUUAAGAUAAUAAUGAGAAUGAUUCAGGUAAAGAUAAUGCAACAAUUAAAAAUUUGGAGAAAGAAUUAGAAGAUCAUUUAAAAUCAUUGAAAAAAAAGAGAUAAGAAUAAACAUAAACAGAAUAGAAUGAUGAUGAGAAAGCAAAAGAAUAAACUAAAUCUUAAUAAGAAGGUGAUGGAAUUAGUAAUUAAGGUAGAAAAUAAUAGCCUAAGAAGAUUGAGAAAAUGAAACCUUAAGCAUAUUCUUCUUCUGGUUCAUCUUCUUAAUAGAAUCCACCAAAGAGUUCUUCUUCAGGGAAUAGAUUAGAAAAAAUUGAUGAAAAAUUACCAAUUAAUGGAGCUGAGUUGAAGAGAAUAGAAAAAAUACUUAGAUUGAAUAAUUUACCAGUUGAUAAAUAUGAUUCUCUUUAAGAUGAUUCAGAUUAUGAAUGA